UCGCCCGCUGACAGCGAGGCUUAGGGCGGAGGAAGCGGGUCGGUUGGUGGGUCGGGAACGAGGCUCCGGCGGCCAGGCCCCGCGCAGAGCCGUUGCCAUGGCAGCCGCCGCCGGGGGCGCGGACGACGAGCCGCGCUCCGGCCGCUCGAGCUCGGAUGGGGAGUGCGCCGUGGCCCCGGAGCCGCUGACGGGCCCCGAGGGCCUCUUCUCCUUCGCGGACUUCGGGUCUGCUUUGGGCGGCGGCGCGGGCCUCCCCGGCCGGGCGUCUGGCGGGGCCCAGUCCCCGCUGCGCUACCUGCACGUCCUGUGGCAGCAGGACGCGGAGCCCCGCGAUGAGCUGCGCUGUAAGAUCCCUGCCGGCCGGCUGAGACGCGCCGCCAGGCCCCACCGCCGGCUCGGGCCCACUGGCAAGGAGGUGCACGCUCUGAAGAGGCUGAGGGACUCGGCCAAUGCCAACGACGUGGAAACAGUGCAGCAGCUGCUGGAAGAUGGCACGGAUCCCUGUGCAGCUGAUGACAAGGGCCGCACAGCUCUGCACUUUGCCUCCUGCAAUGGCAAUGACCGGAUCGUGCAGCUGCUCCUGGACCACGGGGCUGAUCCCAACCAGCGAGAUGGGCUGGGGAAUACACCGCUGCACCUGGCGGCCUGCACCAACCAUGUCCCCGUCAUCACUACACUGCUGCGAGGAGGGGCCCGUGUGGAUGCUUUGGACCGAGCUGGCCGCACGCCCCUGCACCUGGCCAAGUCAAAGCUGAACAUCCUGCAGGAGGGCCACUCCCAGUGCCUGGAGGCUGUGCGGCUGGAGGUGAAGCAGAUCAUCCAGAUGCUGAGGGAGUACCUGGAGCGCCUGGGGCGGCACGAGCAGCGGGAACGGCUGGACGACCUCUGCACCCGCCUCCAGAUGACGAGCACCAGAGAGCAGGUGGAUGAGGUGACCGACCUCCUGGCCAGCUUCACGUCCCUCAGCUUGCAGAUGCAGAACACGGAGAAGAGGUAGCAAGAGAGGCUCCAGGCUUCCUGCUCUGCCGCCGCUGCCCUCCCCCUGCCCCCGCUGCUCUCUCAUCACAAAGGAAAAGCCCGAACCUGGGACUUUGGAGCCACACGUGUCUGGUGAGGCCUUGCCCCCAGAUGCUACGGGGCAGAGACGCACUCUUCAGCGCCGCUCCCAGCCACGGUCUCUGUCAUCUCUGUGGGCGGGGACCACAGCCCCCAGCUUCCCCCUCCGCUCCCACAGCACAGCAGCCACACCUGAGCUCCGGCCGACACGCGCUGUCCUAGCGGGCCUCACUCGUCUCGCGGCCUCCCUGUCCCCCGCGGCAGGCCCCAGAGCCUUCUCUGUGACCCUUCCGGGCCGUGGGCUUGUCACAGCCAGCGGGGUGUGGGCUGAAGGCAGGCACCCUCGGGGGCUUCUUGGCUGGCCCUGAACCCCUCACCAGCAGUUAGAUUUCGACUUGCCACCUGACUUUCAAGGAGACGUUGCAGGGAGUGUCUCCGGUUGGAAGGGAGGGUUGGUGAAGCCCAGCCCUUAGAGAUACAAGGCUUGGAAGGACCCUGCUGAACCCAAGGCAGAAAAGGCCCACCCUUUUUCUCCCAGCCUUUGAAAUACCAGCAGGGCGGAGUGGUCCCUUCUGCAGCCUAGUUGUGGUGGGCUGAAUAGAGGUCCCCUCCCCCGCCCCAGAUGGCCGAGUUCUUAUCCCCAGGGACCUUGUGAACAUGACUUUAUGGGGCAAAAGGGACUUUGCAGACGGUCUUUGGGCAAGCCGACCCUCCUGGAUUACCCAGGUGGGCUUGAUGCAAUCGCAGGGACCCGAGUGACAGGAAAGCAGGUCAGAGAGGACGGAGGAGACACAGCGGGAAGGGGUCAGAGCUGAGGAACGCAGGCGCCCACGGAAGCCAGAAAAGGCAAGGAAGUGAGAUGCUCCCCUCAGAUCUCCCUGAGGGAGCCAGCCCUACUGACACUUUGACCUUAGCCCAGUGAGUCUGAUUUGAGAACUCUGACCGCCAGAACUGUAAGAGAAUAAAUGUGUGUUGUUUUAAGCCAC
This is a messenger RNA of Prionailurus viverrinus (fishing cat), 2042 nucleotides long. RefSeq names its product ankyrin repeat domain 54 (gene ANKRD54). The transcript has 8 exons. Gene Ontology annotation, biological process: regulation of protein kinase activity; regulation of intracellular signal transduction. The record is from RefSeq and is a predicted model, not a curated record. Gene Ontology annotation, molecular function: protein kinase regulator activity; protein binding. Gene Ontology annotation, cellular component: cytoplasm; nucleus. Bases 98 to 997 code for a protein of 299 amino acids. Lineage: Eukaryota; Metazoa; Chordata; Mammalia; Carnivora; Felidae.